UUCAAAGCAUGCAUUUGUAGUCAAUUGAAUAGACGCCAAAACAAGGUAUUCAUUCAACAACAUGUCUCGCAGCGACACAGUCGAUCCAUCAUUACCCUUAGACCAAACAAAUGAGCAGCCGAUCGAGUUAAAGACCUCGGUCGGCUACAUGCUCUUUGAGCCCGUCAUGCUUCUUCUUGCUCUAACUCAAGCUGUUCGCGACAUGGCCGUACCGCGUCCUCGUGAAGAGAACAUCAACAUCCAGGACCCCAGACAGCUAUUUUACACCUUUGUGAAUAAACUUAGCCACGUCUGUGAUAGAAGAAGGGGAGAGUUGGGGAAGACCGUCACCUCCUUUGUCGUCCUCAAGAAACAAAGCGAUCCUGAUAAAGCUCACUACAUUUUUGCGGCGAAUCGCCAAACCGACAGCGACUUGCAAAGCACGGCAAGAUAUGUCACAACACUCCUUCGCAUGGUUGGACAGGCGCCUGAGGGCCGAGAAAAUCAGGAUGCGGCGAGGCAUUCACUGCUAUAUCGCGUGUUGUGCUUCAACCGCCACCGAAUUACGUUUUACCUGAAGGAGCUACGGAAGCAAGCAGCGCUUUGUGUCGAAAAAUGCGAGGCGGAACGAACAGACGAUAAUGAACUAGUUGCAGAGGGUUUGACAGAGAUUCUCGCCUCUCCCAACGAUGGCUUAGACAAGUACGAUCCGGAACCUGAUUAUAUUCAUCUGUGUGAGACGACGAUCAAGCAGCUCAUCAAGAUCGAGCAAACCAUAGUUGGAGAAUUAAUCGAAGAGCGUGCUCUCGAAAACCGAAUGGUAGGAUACACAAGCAUGGAAUGCUGGGCCAAGCUCCUCCACGCCAUCAGACGUAUUCUUGCCUACCAACAAUCGGUUCAAUUCUUCCUGAUGGCCAAAGACAAGUGGCCCAAUCUCUUUGAAGAUUUCACAGUGUCCUUUAUCUCGUCAAGCCGCCCAGUGAGCAAGCCAGGUCGCCAGAAGAGCAACUCUGCAGAAAGCAUCGCCGGCCGGAUGAAAAGCACACCAAAUGAAAUCGAGACACUUAGGACAUUUGUACGUAACCUCCAGACGUUCAAUCUUGACGACCGUAUCAAAGAGGAGUUUGGUAAAUCGUCUUUCAAUCCGAUUGUCCAUGCAGAAGUCCUCUUGCUGAAUUGGAUCUCGAAACAAGGCCCAGUUACGCCUUCGAGAUUCUUCAACGGCUGGAAGUAUAUCGGCUGCAGCAAGCCGACGUGUAAACUGUGCAGCUAUUACUUUGAGGAACACCAAUCGGGGGUGGAACACCGGCCUUCCCACGGCAAUUUGUAUCCCAGCUGGCGUCUGCCCGAUGUGUUUCCGCAUCAAGGAGAAGAAGGGUUGAGUGAGAGAAAGAGGAUGAUGGAAAGUAUGAAAGAUCGGGUGCGCCAGGAUGCAUUUGACAUUGUGUCGGAAAGGUCUUUUCCGAGUUCAAAGAGAGCCGAUUCAAACACGGACACUGCGCGAAUGACGCUUCUUCCGGUCGGAACUUUGCGAAGGCCGCCCACUGAGAUAGACGAUCUUGCGUCAAUUAUGGGACAGGUAGAUAUUGGCUGAGUCCCAAGAAGGGUCUUUUCUUUGCACGAUUAAUAUUUUUGAGAGAGGGUUACAGGUAGUGAAGUUAUAGUUGGUAUUCUCGUCAUAAUGAAACCUUCAUGUUAAACACUAAAGCAAAUGCUCAGUCCACCCUCAAACCAGAGGAGCAUCACAACAUCAAAUUAAUCUCCCAAAGCCACCGCACAAAUUCUCCAGACCUUUGCCUUUAACCGCUCUUGAAGCAGGAAUAUUUCCCCAGCGAAAAUCUCCACGGCCCACGACGCACUCCAUGUCGAUCGGCGUGGACGCUCGUGCCAAAGUGACGGCCUCCAAAAUUCUUUGCCCAGAAUAGACCCAUGCUUGUGAUUUUUGGGGUGUUUUAUGAGGAAGUUGUUGAUAUUUAUUGUUGUGCUUGGUAGAAGAGACUUGAGAG
This is a messenger RNA of Trichoderma harzianum CBS 226.95, 1985 nucleotides long. RefSeq lists its product as hypothetical. NCBI's taxonomy places the organism in Eukaryota, Fungi, Ascomycota, Sordariomycetes, Hypocreales, Hypocreaceae. The transcript is spliced from 3 exons. The record is from RefSeq and is a predicted model, not a curated record. The coding region runs from base 62 to 1573 and encodes 503 amino acids.